AUGCCACGACAACACUCCCACCCACAACCGCCAUUGCUCGCCCUCCCAGGCGAACUCCGCAACACAAUAGUAUCCCACCUACUCGUCCGCUCCCCGGGCACCACCCCACCUUGCAGCAUCUCAAAAAGCAGCAUGGCGCUCUCCUGGACGUGCCGCCAACUCUACACUGAAUUCAGCGCGCUCACGCGCUCCAGCUCCAUCUACACCAUCGCCUGGCACAGCGCGGCAGCGCUCGCCUCGCAAACCGCAGAACUCCUGACUCCAGCUCUCGCAGCUCAGAUGCACAAACUGCAGAUUCUUCUCCCGCUGCACUUGCAGAAUCUGUAUCUGGGCGCCGCUGCUGGCUCACGCGUGAAGCCGUUUGAGUUUGCGCAAGCGGGGCUGGGGAAUUUACGAGAGCUGUAUUUUCGGUUUCAAGCCGACGCUUGGAUUAAUCGUGAUGAUGACGGUGGGGAUGCUGCAACGCAGAGAAGGAGGAGGACGGGAGUCCCGAGUCCCGACACAGGAGCAGGUGGUCGCGCCCGCGAAUUCACCGCACACCUCCUCUGGCGCCUCGUGUGGGAGAAGAAUCUCACCCGCCUGACUAAAAUCUGUAUCGUACAUGAUGGCGCGCAGCCGCUCUUAUCGCUGCCCUUGCUCUACUCCAUGUUAGUCUCGCAUCGCGCGCUGCGCCUGUCGCGCAGAUGGGCCGUGCAAUCGGAUUUCAAGCAUGGCCGCUUGCUCUUGGUGGAGAAGGCGAGUGCUGCUGCUGCUGCUGCGCUGGGGGCGGACGGCAGCAGCAGCGAGAAUAGUAGUCGUGGUAGUGGUAGGGUGGUGGAAGUACGUGUUGGAUAUAGUUUUCGCGAGGCAGAGCAGUAUGUGGCUGUGUGUGGGGAGAUUCUCGAGGACAAACACGCCGACAUCCUCAUCGCCAGACGCCGCCAUUGCAAAUACAUGACCGCGCUAGACGAAAUGACGGACGAGCAAGUCAGACAGGAACUAGAGAACCUGUACACUCUGUUCCCGCUUGAUCCUGCCAGAUUCUUGGUGGAAGCCGAGCAUCCAGAGGCUUCGGCUACCCCACCUGGGCUGCUCAUCCUGAACCAGCCAAUAGCGCAUUUUACGGCUUUCUCACAUCUCUGGAAGCAUUCGGCCUAUCGUGUAUGCGCAGACGGCGGUGCAAACAGACUUUUUGACAUGUUCCAGGGAGACCUCGAAGAGCAGCGUGAGCGGUAUUUACCAGACAUAGUCCACGGAGACCUUGACUCGUUGCGCGAUGACGUGCGUGACUAUUACCAGAGUCAAGGUGUUUUGGUCUCACGAGACGGCGACCAGGACAGCACGGAUUUUGGAAAAUGUAUGCAGAAGCUCUCAGCACGCGUGUCGUCGUCCAGUGUGCGAGACGUCCUGGUCCUUGGUACAUUGGGUGGACGGGUAGACCAAGGGCUGGGACUGCUGCAUGAGAUGAUGCGAGAGGAGACCAAGCACCCCAAUCUCCGCCUGUGGCUAUUUUCGGAAUGCAGUCUGUCGCUUAUCUUGAGGGCCAGACAAACGGUUCUGACGGGGCUGCAGAAGAGCCGCGUCUUCACCGAGAACGUGGGACUGGUUCCAAUAUAUGGACCGGCCGUCAUCUCGACCCAGGGGCUGGAAUGGGAUGUCAAGCAAUGGGCCACGCACAUGGGCGGGCAGGUCAGCACGAGCAACCAUCAUGGCCGUGGCUGGGUGAUUGGAUAA
Molecule: messenger RNA, 1713 nt
Organism: Exserohilum turcica Et28A
Lineage: Eukaryota; Fungi; Ascomycota; Dothideomycetes; Pleosporales; Pleosporaceae
Exons: 6
Coding region: 1-1713 (570 amino acids)
Biological process (GO): thiamine diphosphate biosynthetic process; thiamine metabolic process
Molecular function (GO): ATP binding; thiamine binding; thiamine diphosphokinase activity
Source: RefSeq, a predicted model, not a curated record